AUGGGCAAAGAAGGGCUGAGAUACGCGGCCAAGGUCGACCUCGAAAAGGAAGCAGGCACCCUGCCUUAUCUACAUGUGAGUGGUAAACAAGCAACAAUGACCUUGAUGGGCCAGGACCCCAAUGGUCUCCGAGGAACAUUCGGAUGGCUGAUACGACCUGUCUAGAACCGAUGGCAUCCUGACAGUAAGCUUCUCCAACCCCACUAUCUCUCUGCGCGAAUCAACCCAGACUAAUGACUACCCAAAGUCCCCGUCUACGGCAAGAUCAAGAACAACGAGACCGUCAAGAUCGAAUGCGUGGACUGGACCGGCGGCCAAAUUGGCAACAAUGACUCCGCAAACGACAUGCGUGACGUCGACCUCACCAAGAUCCACUACCUCACCGGUCCCUUCGAAAUCGAAACCGCCGAACCAGGGGAUAUCCUUCUCGUCGAGAUCCAAGACGUGCAGCCGCUCGAAAACCAGCCCUGGGGCUUCACAGGUGUCUUUGCAAAGAAGAAUGGAGGGGGUUUCUUGGACGAAAUCUACCCGGAGCCAGCAAAGGCAAUUUGGGAUUUCGAGGGCAUUCACUGCUCGAGUAGACAUAUCCCCGGCGUGCGAUUCGCUGGGUUGAUCCAUCCCGGUAUUCUGGGCUGUGCUCCCUCGGCGGAAGUACUGAAGACUUGGAAUGACCGCGAAGGAGAGUUGAUCACGGCGUGUAGCCACAUGGACCGCGAUGUCGCCAAACCUCCCGAGCCGAUGAAUGUCCACGUCGGAACAGGAGAUGCUGCCGUCAAGGAGAAAGUGGGAAGAGAAGGAGCCCGCACCAUCCCCGGCCGCCCGGAACACGGCGGAAACUGCGACAUCAAGAACCUCUCCCGCGGCAGCAAAGUCUACCUCCCCGUCCACGUCCCGGGAGCGAAAUUCUCCGUCGGAGACCUCCAUUUCUCCCAGGGAGACGGCGAAAUCUCCUUCUGCGGCGCCAUUGAAAUGGCGGGCGUCAUCACCAUCAAUUUCAAAGUCAUCAAGAAUGGAAUGAAAGAUUUGGGCCUCAAGAGUCCAAUCUAUAUCCCCGGCCCCGUGGAGCCACAGUUUGGACCGGGACGGUACAUUUACUUCGAGGGUUUCAGUGUAGAUGAGAAGGGAAAGCAACAUUACAUGGACGCUACGGUUGCGUAUCGACAGACUUGUCUGAGAGUGAUUGAGUAUCUGAGGAGAUUCGGUGAGUGUUUUGUUUGGUUUGCUGCCGCGUUUCGUUGUUCGUUGCAAUGAGGGCGGGCACGAGCUGACUAGUCUGUCACAGGUUACUCCGAUUACCAGGUCUACCUGCUCCUCUCGUGCGCGCCUGUGCAGGGACAUAUCGCGGGUAUUGUCGAUAUACCCAACGCGUGUACCACGCUCGGCGUGCCGAUUGAUAUCUUCGACUUCGACAUCUCGCCCCAAGCAAAGAUUGAGAAGAGAGAUCUGGGCGCCUGCGCCAUUGCUAGCUAG
Molecule: messenger RNA, 1470 nt
Organism: Lecanosticta acicola
Lineage: Eukaryota; Fungi; Ascomycota; Dothideomycetes; Mycosphaerellales; Mycosphaerellaceae
Source: the annotation of a GenBank genome assembly